UAUCGCUGUCGGCCACCAUCAUGGCCUCCUCCUCCUCCCCCACCUCGCCCCCAAAUCCCGUAGCAACAACCUCAUCACCCUACUUCCUACCCGAGUUCAUCCCCCAGAUCGCGAGUUGCCUGACCACCCUCCAGGAUUUCUUCGCCAUCCGCGCAACCUACCGGGAUCUCCUCCCUCCAUCGUCAUCCAACCUCGCCUCCCAAGCCCCCCACCUCCUCCUUGUCCCCGGAUCUCGAGCCAUGUUCCACCUCCCCCUCCGUCGUCGCCUGCGCUUCCGCCUCCCCCUCCAUGAUUUUGAUCCUAACCCUGCCGCCUUCUACUCUUUUGGCUGUCGCAUCGCCAUGGCCAGCCCCAGCCACCAUGAGCUCAGCUUCGUCCACCUUCUCACAGGCGAGCGAUUUCGCCUCCCCUAUCCACCGGCACCCUUCUGUCGCCUCCUCCUGUCUGGCGAUCUCGUCCUUGCCUUCGUUCCGACGGUCGGCCGUGCCGUCCAGUACUGUCGCCUUGGGGAUGUUGAGUGGCGUGUGGCGUCAUGCACUGAACCCUAUGUCCUGGAGGAUUUGAUCUUUCUCAAGGGCAACCUACACGCGCUGGUCAGAUCUGAAGAUGUUGGCGGCCUAUGUUACCGUCUCGCCGUGGCCAAUCUGUCAGACAAGAAUACAGUGGAAUUAAUGUUUCUUGGAGAUAAUUUGGAUACACAGGCCGCACAUGGGAGUUCGUAUUUCUGUCUCGCAGAGUGUCUUGAUGAGUUGUUGCUUAUUAGCGCUGUUGGGGACUGCCCAGAAGAGUUUCAUGUUUUCCGGUGGCAGUCAAUGGAGGGGAAGUGGACAAGGACUACUAGCCUUGGUCACUGCACAUUGUUCUUGACAUAUUUUUACUUUGUAGGCUGUGUUGUUCCGACGAAAGGAAUGACAUGCUUUUCAGGUUAUUACUUUGCAAGUUCCCUUGGUCCAGAUCAUCCAGGAGUUCGAAGGGACUGCUUAUACUUCACAGAUGCCAAAAGGAAGUGGAUCGAGUAUUCCUUGGCCGAUGGAUCUUGUGAUGAAUUUGUUGCUGAGAACUUAGAGGGAGCUGGAAGGCCUGAUUCCGAUUUUAGGGCACCUGUUUGGGUCUUUCCGAGCAUGUGUUGAUGCUCUCCUAUGGAUCACAGAGCUAUGUGAAAGUUAGUACAAAGUGACCCAGAAGCACAAGACGAUGGUACGUACCACCAGGAGGGGAGCAUCUCCAACUCGGAUGAGUGGUUAUCAGGGUAAUCGUUCACGCUGAAACCUACUCUCCAAUAAAAGACAUAUAUAUUCUACUGUACAUAUACAAAGCAUUUUAUCCGCAUCUAUUUCAGCAUGAGCAGAGUACCGUGGCCUCUGAACAUGGGUAUGUAAUGUACGCAGCUUUGCGAAUCUUUUCGACAAGCAUAAUACUGUUUCCCGGAUGAUUUGUAGUACCAGUAUUUCAUAUCAUUCCAGCUUAGAGAAAU
Molecule: messenger RNA, 1474 nt
Organism: Triticum dicoccoides
Lineage: Eukaryota; Viridiplantae; Streptophyta; Magnoliopsida; Poales; Poaceae
Exons: 2
Coding region: 21-1130 (369 amino acids)
Source: RefSeq, a predicted model, not a curated record